Electrophorus electricus (electric eel) is the source of this 2564-nucleotide messenger RNA. RefSeq names its product vestigial-like family member 4a (gene vgll4a). Gene Ontology annotation, molecular function: transcription coactivator binding. The record is from RefSeq and is a predicted model, not a curated record. Gene Ontology annotation, biological process: negative regulation of DNA-templated transcription. NCBI's taxonomy places the organism in Eukaryota, Metazoa, Chordata, Actinopteri, Gymnotiformes, Gymnotidae.
UGCGCCGAAACAUUGCCCAACGUAUUUUAGUUAGCUAUGUGGUAUGCUAACGUUUUCAUGUUCUUUGGACCAUUUCGUCCGACUUUUUGACGUUUAAAAAAGUCAAUAAGACUGUGAAAAGUGGGGUUUUUCUUUUUCAAAUAUAAAAUUGUUUGUUCACGCGUGAAGAUUGUUGGAGUAUAGUUUGGUACAGCUAACUUGCUAGCUAGGUUGACUAACAACUUUUGGACGACUCUUGGUUUGUUAUUUAGCAGGCAAGCUAACUCUGCUAGCUGGCGGUGUUAGCAAGGCUUUCUUCUGAAGCAGAGCUCUCUAGUGUUAGGUUGUGCUAUUUAGUUAUAUUGUUUAGUAGCGUUAGCUAGCUAGCUACGUUUUUGCUAAAGCCUGCAACGGACAAAAUAUCCAAUAACUAAACCGCUUAUUCUUCACUCCUGCGAAUGAAAAGGGCUCGUAUUUUGAACUCCAGCGCACCUUUUCGUCAUUGCUAAGCUAGCUAGCUACUACUUGGUUGGCUAGCUAGCUUGGCGGCUAGCUCUUAAGCUAAAUGCUUCUCCCGAGAAUGGACCUUUUGAGCCAUCAAUUUAUGGAUAAAAUGAACAACAACAUCGGAAGACUUCACUACGAUGCGUAUGAUGAUGAUUCAGGGGACUCGAGGAUACAUGCAUUGUCCUCUUCAGUAGGAAACAGUAGGACGGGGACACCUAUUAGCCCAAGUAAAAGAAAGUUUGAUGAAGGAGAACAAGUUGGAAACAGCCACGACUAUGACAAUGAACAAAUGACGAAAAUGAGUCGUCUGUUUACAUCUCACCUGGGAAAUCCUGCCAAUGGAGAUAGUAGGCAGGAGACAUGGAAUCACUGCCACAACCCUUUUGAGCACACUUCCUCUGUGAUCAGUGGCCUCCAUGGCAACCCCCUGUAUGCUCCCUUUCCCAUCUUUGCUGUGGAGCAGCCUCUUGCAUUGACCAAAAAUAACAUGGACAGUACCAGGUCCCCCAUCCUUCCAUCUCUUGGCACUGCAGAACGUCAGCAGAAUCGUCCAUCUGUGAUUACCUGUGCCCCUGCAAACAACCGCACAUGCAACCUUUCACACUGUCACAUGUCUCCAAAUGGAUGCACCUCUGUGCCAGCUAAUGCAAAGAGCAAGACUAAUGCAAAUACUGUGUGUGACCCUGUGAUAGAAGAGCAUUUUCGGCGUAGCCUGGGAGACAUCUACCAGGAGCCUGAGGCAGCUUCUAACUCCGUGUCCAUCACGGGCUCCGUGGAUGACCACUUUGCUCAGGCUUUGGGUGAGACCUGGCUGCAGAUCAAGGCUAAAGGCGGUGGAUCCAGAAGUCCUGAGUCCAAUUCAUAAAGGCUGAGCGAUCCCCGAGAAACCAGUCAAUCCAUGGUUUGGUUUUUCCUGUGUUAAGGUCGUUUCACACCAAGUUUGUGUGAGUGUGAAAACCAAUUUAGUUGUGCUUUUUGUAUGUUUAUUUUCUUGCUAAACUGGCACUAUGCCAUGCUUGAUUUUCAUUGUACAUGUUAUAAUAAGCUUUGGAUUGUUUAAAUGCUUCCUGGCGUUAUCUGGCUUUUGCAACAAGACACCUAACAAGUUUGGUGACUUUGGCUUAAAAUGGUCAACACUGAGUCAAGCUUUUUAGAAAAUCCAGACAGGUUAGUGUCUGUAGUAGAACUACUUACACUUAUGGAACAAGAGCUUUGUGUUUUUGAGAAGCCCAAUAAUUCUGUCCCUAUUCACAUGAUUAUAGUGAUAUCAGGGACAGCCAGCCUGUUAGGUUAAUGGAUUACUUAAAAAAUCUCAAGGCAAGGUUAUGACAUAGCACAAGACUUUAUUUGGCAGUGAGUAACAUGCAUCUAUGCUUGCUUUGUUUCACACUUCUCGACUCAUUGCUAAAACACACUGAUAGUCACAAGGACUUCAUACAUGCAUCAGAAUUGUAGAAAGAACAAAACAACAAAAAUGGUAGUCAACCAAAUCAGUAAACUCAAGACACAGUGAAGUAGCAGACAUGACACUCUUAUAAAAGGAUUUUUGUGUCACCUCUGCUUCACAACCUCCUUGUCUUCCUCUGACCCAAAUACAUUCGCAGUGUUUAAUGUUAAUUGUUUUUACAGUUGCCAAGGAGACGAUCGGAGAAAGCUCAAAAUCUCUCUUCUGCUAUAUGUUGGUUAUUCAAGCAAUUGCUUUAGAGACUAGAAUCACCUUUUGGUGGGGGGGGUCACUCACACAGGCCCGUUGCACAUGAAGGUGCUCCAUGUCCUAUAAAUAACACGUAGGAAGUCCCAAUACUGGACCUUUCUGCUCUAUCUGCUGAGCUUUUUAGGGCAGAGCUUUGACAGUGAUAACCAGAGAAGGGGGUGAGUUGACAAGCAAAAGUGGUGCAGCCAAGAUCUCAAGAUGGUAGAUUUUCUAUGAUGAUACUUUUGAUAUGCUGACCUUUAGUGUGCAUUGUUAACCCAAACAAUUAUGUUGGGCAAGUCUAGACUAAAGCCAAACAUUUCAACAUGUUCAAUAGAUUGAAAAAAAUGUGUAAUUGAUUAAUGACUGUGAUGUGUGUUCAUAU